AUGACAGACGACGACGAUCAGGCGACCGGCUGGGACUUCGAAGCGUUCAAGAAGGACUACCUGGCGAGGAGAUGCAGCCUGACACUUCUGACGCCCGUGCAUGCACCAGGCGGAACAAUCAAGAUCGACGAGGCGCGCUGCCUGGAAAACCUCCCCGACAACCGCACCUCGACGGGACACGACCCCGCCCUCCGGCGCGAAGCCAAGAACACCCCGACGGAAGAAGGCAUCACGGCCCCCAAAAAGCCACUGCCGCGCCAGCCACGAUGGACGGCCGACGACGAGAGAGCCCUGGAUCGAGCUUUCCAGCGAGCAGAGGCCGACAGAGCCGCCGAGGCAACACCGCCAAGAAACGAAGCCGUGGAAGCGGCAAAGCUCGCAAGGAAUGCCGCUGAACCAUCUCACGAAGAACCGGAGCACUUUCGGGGCAUGCUGGCCAUCAAGAAGAUGUCAGGCGACGGCAACUGCCUCUUCCACGCGCUCGGAGAGAACACCGGCGAGAGCGGGGCAUGCCUCCGAGCCCUAAUCAUCCAGUACCUCAGAGAGAACGCAGAAGCCGAAGAAGACGAAGAGCAAGUGCAUGCCUGGCUACAGGAAAGCCAAUACCUCCAAAGCGAGCCGGGUCACUGGGGCGGCGACACGGCCAUCAUCGCUUUCACCCGCAUGAGGCAGCAGCGAGUCCGUUUGCACUGGCGGACGCCAAACGGCGACAUCCUCACGAGCGAGCGCACGCACUCGGACGUGGACGAAGCAGCCCAACGCGGGCCGCACGCAGCACCGAACGCCACGGAAGUGAUCCAUCUCUGGUACAACGGCAGGGACCACUACGACCUGCUGUCAUGA
Messenger RNA from Symbiodinium sp. CCMP2592, 843 nucleotides. The record is from the annotation of a GenBank genome assembly. Lineage: Eukaryota; Dinophyceae; Suessiales; Symbiodiniaceae.